Lucilia sericata (common green bottle fly) is the source of this 1511-nucleotide messenger RNA. RefSeq lists its product as uncharacterized. The coding region runs from base 136 to 366 and encodes 76 amino acids. The transcript is spliced from 2 exons. The record is from RefSeq and is a predicted model, not a curated record. NCBI's taxonomy places the organism in Eukaryota, Metazoa, Arthropoda, Insecta, Diptera, Calliphoridae.
ACAUCGAAGAGUUAUUGUGGCGGAAGUUUUUAAAGAAAAUUGUUUAAUAAAAGUUUGCUGCUUAAUAUUGUUAAAAAUCCUUACAAAAAUAUAUUUAAAAAAAAAUUAAAGAAAAAAUAAAAAAAAAAUAAGAAAAUGAAUUUCUUAACAGUUUGUAAAAGUUUUAUAAUGGUCAUAUUAUUAUUGGGAGUUUUAUGUGCCCCUACAGAAAGCAAAAAAGUGAUAUUUUUUGGUAAACCCUCAAUAAAUCUCUCACAACUAUUGAUCACCCAAAAUCGCGGCAAACCCUGUCAAAAAGGCUUUUUACUAGAUCAUCGUAAUCGUUGUAGAAGAGCUUUAUCAUUUAGUCGAUUAACACGCAGUUAAGUUAAAACAACUUCCGAAGAGUCUCUAAUUAUGUUGUAGUGAUAAGAAAAACAUGUGUCAGCAGCGGAUGUAAGGUAUUCUGUGGUAUUUUUUGUUAGUGCCUAGAAAAAAAGAAAUACCUUUAAAUGGAAUUUACCAAACGUUUUCACACUAUUGUUGAAUGGAUUUCAAGUGAUUGUAUAAUUGGUGCCGAAAUAUGAAUUGCAAGUAUUAAUAACGAUAAUUUUAUUUUCAACCUGACAACUUUAAAAGGUUUUUAUUGGCGGCAAGAUAGUGCGUUAAUUAUAGACAAAAAGUUCAACAAACAUUUGCACUUGAAAAGGUGUUUUAAGUACGUAUAAAUAUCUGCUGUAAAUUAGAUGUUAACUAUUAUCUUAAGUACUUGUUUAAAAAUAUUAGACAAUUUCAAUAUUUCAUUUUUGUCAUGAUUAUAAUGAAAAUGUCGUAGGUUAGUGACAUUGAAAGUAUGAAAAACAUUUUUUUUCACUUUAAUUGAAAAGCAACAAACACAAUAUUUAUCGAAAAUUUAUAACAAUAAUUUUGCUUAUUUGUAAUUAUUUGUCAAAUUCCGUAGUUAUUAAUUGAAGUACUUUUUUUAUAAAUAAGCAGACAUAGCUAGUGCUAUAAAGAUAUACAAUUUAGUUUAUUAAUUAAAAAUGAUUUUAAAAUUGCGAUUAACAAACAUGUGGCUAAUGUUAAUAAUAGGUGUGUUUUUAAGCACAUAAUUUAAAGUUAAAGCUCUAAAUAACUGAAUAGAUUUUUUUUCAUCAAAUAUUAAAUGCAGAGUGUUUUGUUAAAAUUCCCAAUAAUUAUCUAAUUUUCUGCAAUUUAAACAGUUAUUUUAUAUUUUCUUAUUGGCUCCACUGUGCAGUGUUUAAAACUAAAAAAGCAAUUUGUUUUUAGCAAAUGACCACAUGUUAUAAAAAAAACAGUUAUAAAGAUAUAAACUGGAAUUGUUAGUGAUUUCAUUUUUUGCUAAAUUUUUUGGCUUUAAUAUUAAAUGAUUGAUGUUUCUUUAAUAACAACAGAUAUCUCUCUCUCUUAUAAAUAUAAUUAUUUAAAAAAUUAAAUAAUAACAUAUUUAUUUAAUAAUUAUUUAAAAACAUACAAAAUUUCCAUAUUUUUUUCUAAUCGAAUAAUGUAUU